Molecule: messenger RNA, 704 nt
Organism: Trifolium pratense (red clover)
Lineage: Eukaryota; Viridiplantae; Streptophyta; Magnoliopsida; Fabales; Fabaceae
Product: glycine-rich protein 23-like
Exons: 1
Coding region: 56-427 (123 amino acids)
Source: RefSeq, a predicted model, not a curated record
CUUCGUUAUUUUAGUAUACUUUUGAGUGAGAGGGAAAAAAUAGGUUAAGAGAAAAAUGAGGUUCAUUUUAGUGGUUUUGGCUCUUGCUGUGGUUGCAACAAAUGCAAGGAAUGUGCCAGUUGGAGAAGUUGGUUUGAAGGAUGAAAAGAAUUACAUUGGUGGGAUCGGUAGUUUUGGAGGAAUUGGCAACAAUGGACUUCCUUUUGGAGGUGUAGGCAUCGGCGGUGCUGGUGAUGCUGGUGGUGGUGGUGGACUCCCCGGACUUGGUGGUGGUGGUGGACUUGGUGGUGGUGGUGGAGGACUAGGUGGUGCCGGUGGACUUGGUGGUGGUGGUGGCGGCUUCGGUGGACUCCCUGGAUUUGGUGGUGCAGGUGGACUCCCCGGACUUGGAGGUGCUGGUGGUGGUGGUGUCUUUCCUCAGCCUUAAGUUAUAAGUUAAUUAGUUACCAGGGAGUUUACUUUUUCUUAAGAAAAUAAAAAAAAAAAGUUUAUGUUGGGUUUGUUAUCGCAAUGUUUCAUUUUAGUGGUUUUAUUAAGAUUAGAUUUUUCAUCUAGAGAAAGUGUGUUAUAGCUAGUACCCGACUAGUUUGUUUUCUAAUGAUGUGUUCUUUUCUUUCUAAUGUAAGGGAGAUACAUUUCAUGAUUUCCAAGUUUAUUAGUUAAAGUUGAAAAUUUAAGCAUAUGAAAUAUUAUAUUUUGUGAUA